AAGGUUGUACCUUCUCGGUGAUGCUGAUUGUUUUUUUUUCUUCUUUUGUCAAUUAUUUCUUAUUUCCAGCUAUUUCAUGAAUGUAAUUAUGAAAUGGCAACUUUUUGCUUCGAAAGAGCUAAAGAUUUUUACUGGGAGGAAAGGUGUAAAGCUACUGCCCUUAAAGCUGAUGCUGACCGCAUCCGCAGUUUAAACCCUGUGGAGGCUAAUAUCAAACUAAGGCAAGCUGCUAUAAAAUUUGAAGCUAUAAGCAAUGCUGAUUCAGCCGCCAAAUGUUUUUAUGAGUCGGGGGAGUAUGAAAGAGCUGAGGCUUUGAUAGAAAAUGCAGAUGAUGAAAAGAGCAUUUUGUUGAAUGCCCCAGCAGUUGAGCAGAAUAGGAGUACUAAAGGCAAGGCAACAGAGGCGGGAUCAGAAGAGAAAUUGGAUAAGGACAGUAAGGAGGCAUUGCAAGUUCAUCUAGCUUCUGGUUCCCAGUGGCCAGAAAAUUCUGAGAAGACUGAAAGCAAGGGGAAGGGAAAGAAAAAGCCUAAGAGAAAGAACAAGCGAAAUGAAUUCUGGCAACAGAAAGAUACGCAAAUGAUGAUGAAAUUCAAUCAUGACAGCACUCUUUAUAAUAAAAAAUUCAAUGAAUUGAGCCCAGGAGGGCGAUGAAAGAAUCUCCUGCAUCUGUCAUACUAAUGGCAGAUUGUUUCAUUUCCCUGUGGUUUGUUGGUGGACUCACAGGCUUCCGUUUGUCUCUCAUCGGCACAAAUCAGCUACUGAAGAUUUCCCAGCGUCGUAAUAUUGAAGAAAUAGAAGGGGGCAUCCGUAGUAGAGGUAACAAUGGUCCUCCCCAUAAUGCCGCAGAGGUUGAAAAUGUUAUGAGUUCAGAUAUCCGUGCUCCCACCAUUCGAGCAGAUACUCGGCACUCAAGUUGGGGAAGAAGUGGUGGAAGCUGGGAAAUUUCACCAAAUGUUCUUGCCAACUCCACUGUCACUGAAAGUAGAGGCUACAAUGCUCCAAAGGAAGCACGCCAAUGAUGGGUUAUUUAACUUGCUCUUAGUGUGAUCACAGUAAUGAUGUUUGAAAUAUAUUGAUGCAGAUUUUCAUGUAAUGGUUGGGACUUGAAAUUCCUCACCAUGCAUAUUGCUUUACAAAGUACUUUUUUUUUUAAGAAAUAAA
This is a messenger RNA of Mangifera indica (mango), 1161 nucleotides long. RefSeq lists its product as uncharacterized. NCBI's taxonomy places the organism in Eukaryota, Viridiplantae, Streptophyta, Magnoliopsida, Sapindales, Anacardiaceae. The coding region runs from base 94 to 651 and encodes 185 amino acids. The record is from RefSeq and is a predicted model, not a curated record. The transcript has 5 exons.